Messenger RNA from Bolinopsis microptera, 2501 nucleotides. Its product is annotated as polypeptide N-acetylgalactosaminyltransferase 1-like. Lineage: Eukaryota; Metazoa; Ctenophora; Tentaculata; Lobata; Bolinopsidae. Bases 423 to 2288 code for a protein of 621 amino acids. Gene Ontology annotation, biological process: protein O-linked glycosylation. Gene Ontology annotation, molecular function: polypeptide N-acetylgalactosaminyltransferase activity. The record is from RefSeq and is a predicted model, not a curated record. Gene Ontology annotation, cellular component: Golgi apparatus. The transcript has 2 exons.
GUUGCCACAAUCUGUAUUUACUAUUUACUUACCUCGUCGUUUCUCGCUUGGAAAUACCACCCUCAAGUCGUGUCUUCAACGUUUGUAUGAGUUGGUCUCCGACAAGGACAACUCUCUGCUAUAAUACCAUCUUAUAACCAUCCUAUAAACAGCUUAAAAAGCGUGUAAUUCACCAGAAAGGACACUAUAACCGCACCAAAGAAGUGCAGGUUAUAUCUUAAUUAUUAAAUUAUAGGACAAUGUGAGAUAGAGUUACGUGGAUACAGCUGUACGGAAAAGAGCUGUAAGUAAUAGUUUAGUGAGGUUCAACACUACCAACAGUACAACUUACACCCUUGUUUAUUUUAAUCGUUAUAUUUCUCACGUUGCGCGUAGUCAAUUUUAAUUUUUAGAAGUGAAGAGGAAAACACGUGGUUGUUAAAAUGAAGAACGGGAAUGUUUUGUCGGUUUCGCCACCUCGACGAAUCAAUGUGGUUGCAUACUCCAAGCAUUGGAGAGUGUGUAGUGGUAUACAGAAGAUCUUCUUCUUUCUUUUAAUUUGUUGUGUCCUUUUGCUUUGCUACAUCGGUAGCAAUUGGACGACUUCAACUUCAACGAUUGAAAAAAGGCAGUUUUCAGAUAACAAUUUCAAAAAAGCCAUGUCAAUUAAAACUUUCAAAGCACUUAAACUUGCUGAACAUGAAAACAAAAUAACACUGAAAACAAGUGAAGACAACGAAAUCAGAAGACUAGAAUCACUUUAUCAGCGGAACAUAACCUUCAACUGGGACAACAAACACGGCUUUAUACCACCUAGUAAACCAGUGUUCUACAAACAUUGCUUGAGAUACCUUGAGGGAGAAUAUUCUAGUAAAGUUAGUGUCGUCAUCUCCUUUAAAGAUGAACUACUGUCUAUACUGUUGAGGACUUUGACCACUUUAGUGUUCCGAACUCCAGUCCAUCUCCUCCACGAGAUCAUCCUGGUGGACGACGGAAGCUUCCAGAACCACCGGCAGGAUGUGCUCAAACACUUUCAGUUGCUGGAUGUAGUGAUGGUGUGGUACAGGAGAAACAGCAGUGUUGGUAUCGCUAAUGCUAGACAUUUUGGGAUCAAGCAGGCUGCAGGAGACGUGGUGGCCAUUCUUGACAGCCACAUGGUUGUAUCAGAAAUGUGGCUACAACCUUUGCUUGCAACUCUGUCUCAGAAACCGAGAGGAAUAGCGGUGCCUCUUGUUCAGAUGAUUAUGGAUGAUGAAUAUGACAAGUACCACCUCUGUAAGAUAAACCCUUAUUCUUGGAAGAUGAUCAGAGGAUAUCAAGGGUUAGACUUCACUGACUUUUAUCUCAAUAAAACUGACGAAACACAACCUUAUCCUACCCCUGUGAUAGGCGGAGGUGCUAUGGUUGCCAAGACAACAACAUUAUUAGAACUGUGGCCCCGCCAAAUCUAUAAAGGUUCGUGGGGUGUGGAGAAUUUACGUCUAUCUUUGCGGGCCUGGACGUGUGCUGGGGGAUUAUGGGUCAGUGUUUGUGGGCAAAUAACCCAUCCGAACGGGUUGGAUCCUAACUUGAGUAGGUACAAUGUUAAUAAUCCGGAGAUAAAAAAGUUUAGACUUUCAGAGACAGCUGGGGAGAUUGUAAAUGUUAUGAAAAACCGUAAAGAUAGCGAGAGGUUGAUACAGUCGACCUACUUCUCUGAGCUGAGAGGUGAUAUAUUCAAAACAGCUGAACUAAUUUCAAAGUCCUUCAAUUACACUAAAUGUGAGAGGGAUUAUGAUUGGUAUUUGAAUUACGUCCACGGUACUUAUCAUUUCAAACUGUUUGAUCACCCAAGAUUCGAACAUGUGGGUGUUUUCCAAUCAGCUGCAGAACCCAACAGGUGCCUUGUUAAUAUUAUCUCAAAGAACCAAGUUGGGACCGACACAGAGUGCGGCUCGAUCACUGCCUCCUCAAACCCUGGUGUGGCUAAGAAUAUUGACAUUGCGGACCCACAUCUCAUGGGUAUAUCUGCUACCCCUCGGGGUGUUACGAUCUCUACUGAUGUAUAUUAUAGUCCUACUUGCUGGGAUGCUCACCACAGCGGAGACCAAAAGCCCAUCUCCUUCUGGACCUGUCACGUGGGAUCAGGAGAGUCCCUCCCCCAACAACAGUUUGCUUUUGAUACAGUCAACCAUCAGAUUCAACAUCUCCCUACUAAUAGAUGUGUGGAGAUGAUCAGGAAUGUUGAUAGGGUGGAGUUGAAUAGUUGCGAUGUUGAAAACGAUGAACAAAGGUGGAUUUUAUAUAGACCCUCCUGGUGGAGGGUUUGAGAUAUUUUUAUUUCACAGAUUAUAUAUUGGUUAUGUUAAUUCCAUUUUCCAUUUAAAUUGACAUCCGAAUUUAACAUAAUGUAUAACUUCACAGCACUAAACAUAAAAUGGAUUCUUUGAGACUUUGCAGCUUUUAUUCAUUUAUUUGUAGGAUUUGGAUAAUAACUGUUUUGCUUGUUUACUGUAUUAAAAAUCGAUUGAAAAUUUAUCUGC